Molecule: messenger RNA, 3035 nt
Organism: Callithrix jacchus (white-tufted-ear marmoset)
Lineage: Eukaryota; Metazoa; Chordata; Mammalia; Primates; Cebidae
Gene: KCNIP4
Product: potassium voltage-gated channel interacting protein 4
Biological process (GO): regulation of potassium ion transmembrane transport
Cellular component (GO): voltage-gated potassium channel complex
Molecular function (GO): calcium ion binding; potassium channel regulator activity
Source: RefSeq, a predicted model, not a curated record
GUGUGUGCUGCCUUUUAAGACUGAUUCUUUCGAAAAUUUUCUUAAUCAGCUGUGACAAUGGAUACUGGAGCUGUUUCUAAAGUUUACUCUAGAAAGUAAUAUCUCUUACUCAAAUGCAUUAAAGCUGCUUUAAGACCAGUGCUUCCUCUGAUUGAUCAUUCCUCUUUUUACUCACCAUCAUGCUAUCAUGGGAGAAGGUGUGAGAUCAACCCUCUAAAACUGGAAAACAUUUGACAUGUUUUAAACAUUUAUCUCUUUGGGGUUAUGCUAUUUUUAAUUUCAAAUUUGCUUGUAUUUAGGGGAGGAAAAGGACAUUGUCAAUAGUGCAACUCAAUGUCUGUCACUUCUGUUGCUCUAAGAAACCCAAUCCCAUCUAUAUUUAGAACAAUCGACUCUAGAAAAAAGAAAGAUACGGGCUUUUUCAUCAAUGUUUGAUCUGAUAGAUGUGUCCAAAUGCUGGUCAGCUUUCCACUGAAUGUUACCAUGGGCAACAGUUUUAAGAACUUUACAUGAAUAAAAGAGAACAGGAAAAAGAAACACUGUAUGAUCACUUAUUGCUGUGAUCAUGUCCAUUUUAUUCAUGGGGCUGCUUGAAUUUAGAUUUUAACAUUUUCUUGAGUUAUUUCUCUGAGCCCUUUUCUAUUCUCUCUGGAAUACUCAAAUGCAUAACUAAUUAGCUUCUCUCUCAUUCCUUGUUAUUUCAUUUCAGUCUUAAUCCACUGCUGCCAGAGUGGAUUUGCCAAAAUAAUGCUCUGAUAUAUAUAGGCUUUGUGUCCCCACCUAAAUAUCAUUUUGAAUUACAAUCCCCAUAAUCGCCACAUGUCAAGGAAGAGACAGGUGGAGGUAUUUGGAUCAUGGGGGCGGUUCCCCUGUGACGUUCUCAGGAUAGUGAGUUUGCACGAGAUCUGACGGUUAUAGGGGCUCUUCCCCCUUCGCUAGGCACUUCUCCCUCCUGCCACCUUGUGAAGGUGUCUUGCUUCCUCUUCACCUUCCACCAUGAUUGGAAGUUUCCUGAGGCCUCCCCAGCCAUGCUGAACUACAGCGUGGAAGAUGAACUGGAGAUGGCCACCGUCAGGCAUCGGCCAGAGGCCCUUGAGCUUCUGGAAGCCCAGAGCAAAUUUACCAAGAAAGAGCUUCAGAUCCUUUACAGAGGAUUUAAGAAUGAAUGCCCCAGUGGUGUUGUUAAUGAAGAAACCUUCAAAGAGAUUUACUCGCAGUUCUUUCCACAGGGAGACUCUACAACAUAUGCACAUUUUCUGUUCAAUGCAUUUGAUACGGACCACAAUGGAGCUGUGAGCUUUGAGGAUUUCAUCAAAGGUCUUUCCAUUUUGCUUCGGGGGACAGUACAAGAAAAACUCAACUGGGCAUUUAAUCUGUAUGACAUAAACAAAGAUGGCUACAUCACUAAAGAGGAAAUGCUUGACAUAAUGAAAGCAAUAUAUGACAUGAUGGGUAAAUGUACAUAUCCUGUCCUCAAAGAAGAUGCUCCCAGACAACAUGUGGAAACAUUUUUUCAGAAAAUGGACAAAAAUAAAGAUGGGGUCGUCACCAUAGAUGAGUUCAUUGAAAGCUGCCAAAAAGAUGAAAACAUAAUGCGCUCCAUGCAGCUCUUUGAAAAUGUGAUUUAACUUGUCAAAUAGAUCCUCAAUCCAACAGACAAAUGUGAACGAUUCUACCACACUUAAAGUUGGAGCUACCACUUUUAGCAUAGAUUGCUCAGCUUGACACUGAAGCCUAUUAUGCAAACAAGCUUUGUUUUAAUAUAAAGCAAUCCCCAGAAGAUUUGAGUUUCUCAGUUAUAAAUCUGCAUCCUUUACAUAAUGCCACUGAGUUCAUGAGAUGUUUAACUCAUUUCAUACCCUGUGAAUAUUCAAAAGUAACAAUCUGGCAUAUAGUUUUAUUGAUUCCUUAGCCAUGGGAUUAUUGAGGCUUUCACAUAUCAGUGGUUUUAAAAUACCAGUGUUUUUUGCUACUCAUUUGUAUGUAUUCACUCUUAGGAUUUUGAAUGGUUUUCUAAUAUACUGACAUCUGCAUUUAAUUUCCAGAAAUUAAUUUUCAUGUUUGAAUGCUGUAAUUCCAUUUAUAUACAUACUUUAAGUAAACAAGAUUAUGACAAUUAAAAACACACAUAGUUCCAGUUUCGAUGGCCUUCCCACCUUCUGUUAGAAAUUAAUUUAUCUGGCAUUUUAAAACAACAUUUAACAGUUUAUUAUCAGAUAUCAGCAUAUGCCUAAUAAAACUUAUUUUAAUAAGCAAUUAAUUUUGCAUAAUAUAUUACAGCCAAGGCCUAUAUAAUUUUGGAUUUGUUCAAUCUUACAGGCUGUUUUUUAUUGUAUCAAGUGGAAGUUCAAGAAGGCAUCAAACAAAAUAAGGAUGUUUACAGACAUAUGCAAAGAGUCAGGAUCUCCAUCCGCCAGUAUACAGUAAUGCUUAGUAACAAGUACUCCUAACAGCAUUAAAGGCCAAAUCUGUCCUCUUUCCCUGACUUCCUCACAGCAUGUUUAUACUACAAGCCAUUCAGGGACAAAGAAACCUUGACUACCCAUUGUCUACUAGGAACCAGCAGUAAGCAAAAUUCACUUUGAAAGCACCGGUGAUUCCAUUACAUUGAGAAUUACUACCAAGAUUUAGUAGAAAAUAAAUAAGUGCUCAACCACUAAUCCAGAUUACAGUCUGAUUUAGCUCAUUAUAAAAUUCCAACAAUUCAGAUUAUUUUUAAUGAUCUUAGCCAAAACUAUAAAGUUGUCACAUUACUAAAGACACACACAUCUUCCCUGUUUUGUAGAAAUAUCACGGAGACCAAAAGGCUACAGAAGGAGGAAAUUUGCCACUGUCUUUGCAACAAUAAAUCAGGUAUCUAUUCUGGUGUAGAGAUAGGAUGUUGAAAGCUGCCCUGCUAUCACCAGUGUAGAAAUUAAGAGUAGUACAAUACAUGUACACUGAAAUUUGCCAUCGCGUGUUCGUGUAAACUCAAUGUGCACAUUUUGUAUUUCAAAAAGAAAAAAUAAAAGCAAAAUAAAAUGUUUAUAACUCUA